UUAUAGGUUUUGCUUUUAAUUUCCUCUUCUUCUCCGGAGCCUGAUCCCCAAACACACCAUGUCACCAACUCUUUAAGCUCCUGCACUUCCGUAUUCCUGUUCAACCAAAUUCCAACAGGGACAGUGAGAGAUAGAGACCAAAGAUGACGGAGGCAGCGAUAAGGAAGAAGCCUGGGAUGGCGAGCGUGAAGGACAUGCCGAUCCUCCAAGACGGGCCGCCUCCGGGUGGGUUCCCACCUGUCCGAUACGCCCGUCGGAUACCCAACAAGGGCCCCAGCGCCGUGGCCAUUUUCUUCGCCGCUUUCGGUGCAUUCUCCUGGGGCAUGUACCAGGUCGGCAAGGGAAACAAGAUCCGUAGGGCGCUUAAGGAAGAGAAAUAUGCUGCCCGAAGAGCAAUACUUCCUGUUCUUCAAGCUGAAGAAGACGAAAGAUUUGUCUCAGAGUGGAAGAAGUAUCUUGAGUACGAGGCUGAAGUAAUGAAGGACGUGCCCGGUUGGAAAGUUGGUGCAAAUGUAUACAACUCUGGAAAAUGGGUGCCUCCAGCAACUGGUGAACUCCGACCUGAUGUCUGGUGAUAUCCUCUUCUGACUGCAGUUAUUUUUGUGCUUGAUGUUUAAUCGUCAAGAGUUGGUUCUUUUCUAUUCAAGAAUUUUCUUAUGUUGCUCAUUGUCGGCUCUGGUGAAAUAAAAAUGUAUUUGGAACUUUGUUUUACAUGCAAUCGCAUACGACAGUUAAUGUUAAUUAUUAUCACAUGUUGCUGUCUA
Molecule: messenger RNA, 764 nt
Organism: Carya illinoinensis
Lineage: Eukaryota; Viridiplantae; Streptophyta; Magnoliopsida; Fagales; Juglandaceae
Product: NADH dehydrogenase [ubiquinone] 1 alpha subcomplex subunit 13-B
Exons: 3
Coding region: 144-575 (143 amino acids)
Source: RefSeq, a predicted model, not a curated record